AUGCAGAGAGACGACAUCGCGACGUCGGUGUGCCAGUGCCACACGCUCGGUGCUGCAGCAGACUUCGCGAGCUUCUACAUGCUGCAGCACGGGCACGGCUCGCUCGCCCACGAGCCGUCGUCCUACCCGGGCACCGCGGACGGUUCUUGGGGCACGUACGGCGGCCACGGCACUGGCGCCGGUGCCGGCGGCGUCGGCGCCGGGACGAGCAUGGGCGCGGGAGAGCUGGAGCAGCAGCAGGCGGCGCGCGACGAGCGGAAGGCGAGGCGGCAGGCGUCGAACCGCGAGUCGGCGCGGCGCGCACGCGCCCGGCGGAGGGGGCAGCUCGACGAGCUGUCGUCGCGCGUGGCCGCGCUCCGUGCCGCGAACGCGCGGCUGGCCGUGGAGCUGAACCGCGUGGCGGCCGCGCGCGCGCGGGAGGCGCGGGAGAACGCGCGGCUCAGCGCGGAGGCAGCCGCCCUGCGGGAGAGGCUCGCGGUCGCCGAGGCCGCUGCCGCUGCGGCGGCGGCGGCGGCGGCGGCUGACAGGGAGGCGUCGGGGAAGGGCGACGCCGGCGAUGAGGCAGCGGCAACGCCAACGGCCGACUAG
Miscanthus lutarioriparius is the source of this 588-nucleotide messenger RNA. Lineage: Eukaryota; Viridiplantae; Streptophyta; Magnoliopsida; Poales; Poaceae. The record is from the annotation of a GenBank genome assembly.